This is a messenger RNA of Arachis ipaensis, 1176 nucleotides long. RefSeq lists its product as uncharacterized. Gene Ontology annotation, molecular function: nucleic acid binding; RNA-DNA hybrid ribonuclease activity. Lineage: Eukaryota; Viridiplantae; Streptophyta; Magnoliopsida; Fabales; Fabaceae. The record is from RefSeq and is a predicted model, not a curated record.
AUGAAAAAAGAAGCCCCCUUCAAAUGGGAGACGGAAUGUGAAGAAGCAUUCCAACACUUCAAGAGGGUCCUAGCGGAACCACCAAUCCUCGCCAAACCCCAAACAGGGGAAACACUUUACUUAUACCUCUCCAUAACGGAAGAAGCACUCGCAGCAGCACUCGUCCGUGAAAACGAGAAAAAGGAACAAAAACCCGUAUACUUCAUAAGCAAAGUCCUACAAGACGCGGAAGCUCGCUACUCACGCUUAGAAAAGCUAGCUUUCACACUCCUUACAGCCUCCCGACGCCUACGACAAUACUUCCAAGCUCAUCUCGUGACAGUUCGAACCGACCAAGCGGUCAAACAGGUGUUGCAGAAACCCGACCUAGCUGGAAGAAUGCUAGCGUGGUCCAUCGAACUAUCUCAAUUCCAGAUCAAAUUCGAACCCCGGAAUGCGAUCAAAGCACAAGCUAUGGCCGACUUCAUCGAGAUGACCCCGGGAAAGCUCACCCUCGAAUCAUGGAAACUACAUGUCGACGGCUCAUCAAACUCCACCUACGGAGGCGCCGGAGUCAUACUCGAAAAUCAAGACGGAAUCACGAUCGAACAGUCGGUACGAUACGAAUUUCUAGUAUCAAACAACCAAGCAGAAUACGAGGCCCUCUUGGCAGGCCUAUCAUUAGCCCAGGAAGUCGGAGCAAAGGUCCUAGAAGUAAAUACCAAUUCACAAGUAGUCAGUUCCCAAAUUAACGGAGACUACCAGACACGAGACCCCAUACUCCAACAAUACCUCGCCAAGGUAAACAAACUAAGAAAAGGAUUUGAACACGUCACCAUACGGCACGUCCCUAGGGAACGAAAUGCCAGAGCAGACCUACUCUCCAAACUAGCCAGCACCAAACCCGGACACGGUAACAAAUCGUUAAUCCAGGAAGUCGUUAAGACACCCUCCGUGUCAACAACAACCAACGCUCACCUGACAAUCUCAAACCAGGGAUCUUGGACCUACCCGAUCCUGCAAUACCUCCUCGAUGGAACACUGCCACCAGACCCCAAAGAGGAAAAGCGAAUAAAAAGGGAAGCCGCCAACUAUACCAUUGUCGCAGGACAGCUAUACAAACGCGGAUUCUCGCAACCCCUGCUCAAAUGCAUCGAACCCGAGAACACGGAGUACAUACUCCGUGAAAUCCACUAA